UGCCUUUCUGUUUACUUCACUUCAGAGUGCAGGACAGCCAGACGCCAGCUCUGCCAGGCUGCAAAAACAGGCACUUGGGCACCCGACACCGAAGGGGGGCGGGCAGCGGGCUGGCUGAGGUCCUGGGGGAGCGCCUGCUGUGGUCCUGGCCACCCGGACCGUGGGUGCCGCUUGCUGGAGCCAGCAGAUGGCUUCUUGGCCCUGGGAGCUUGCACUGGAAGGAGCAGAUGGAUUGUAAAAUCCAGGGGAUGCUGCCCGAGGACCUUAGAUGCCUCUCUAGAGCAUGAGCUCGGGCAAGAGCGCCCGCUACAACCGCUUCUCCGGGGGGCCUAGCAACCUUCCUACCCCAGACGCCGCCACCGGGACCAGAAUGGAAACGACCUUCGGGCCCGCCUUUUCGGCUGUCACCACCAUCACAAAAGCCGAUGGGACGAGCACAUACAAACAGCACCGCAGGACGCCCUCUUCCUCCAGCUCCCUCGCCUACUCCCCGCGGGACGAGGAGGACAGCAUGCCCCCCAUCAGCACCCCGCGCCGCUCUGACUCGGCCAUCUCUGUCCGCUCCCUGCACUCGGAGUCCAGCAUGUCCCUGCGCUCCACGUUCUCUCUGCCCGAGGAGGAGGAGGAGCCGGAGCCGCUGGUGUUUGCCGAGCAGCCCUCGGUGAAGCUCUGCUGCCAGCUCUGCUGCAGUGUGUUCAAGGACCCUGUGAUCACCACGUGUGGGCACACCUUCUGUCGAAGAUGCGCCUUGAAGUCAGAGAAGUGUCCCGUGGACAAUGCCAAGCUGACGGUGGUGGUGAACAACAUCGCGGUGGCUGAGCAGAUUGGCGAGCUCUUCAUCCACUGCAGGCACGGUUGUCGGGCAGUGGGGGGCGGGAAGCCCACUGUCUUUGAGGUGGACCCCCGAGGGUGUCCCUUCACCAUCAAGCUCAGCGCCCGGAAGGACCACGAGGGCAGCUGUGACUACAGGCCUGUGCGGUGCCCCAACAACCCCAGCUGCCCGCCCCUUCUCAAGAUGAACUUGGAGGCACACCUCAAGGAGUGCGAGCACAUCAAGUGUCCCCACUCCAAGUACGGGUGCACGUUCAUCGGAAACCAGGACACAUAUGAGACGCACUUGGAGACCUGCCGCUUCGAGGGCCUGAAGGAGUUCCUGCAGCAGACGGAUGACCGCUUCCACGAGAUGCACGUGGCGCUGGCCCAGAAGGACCAGGAGAUCGCCUUCCUGCGCUCCAUGCUGGGCAAGCUCUCAGAGAAGAUUGACCAGCUGGAGAAGAGCCUGGAGCUCAAGUUCGAUGUCCUGGAUGAAAACCAGAGCAAGCUCAGCGAGGACCUCAUGGAGUUCCGGAGGGAUGCGUCCAUGUUGAAUGACGAACUGUCCCACAUCAAUGCACGGCUGAAUAUGGGCAUCCUAGGAUCCUACGACCCGCAGCAGAUCUUCAAGUGCAAAGGAACUUUUGUGGGUCACCAGGGCCCCGUCUGGUGUCUCUGCGUCUACUCAAUGGGGGACCUGCUCUUCAGCGGCUCCUCUGACAAGACCAUCAAGGUGUGGGACACAUGUACCACCUACAAGUGUCAGAAGACGCUGGAGGGCCAUGAUGGCAUUGUGCUGGCACUCUGCAUCCAGGGGUGCAAGCUUUACAGCGGCUCAGCCGACUGCACCAUCAUUGUUUGGGACAUCCAGAACCUGCAGAAGGUGAACACGAUCCGGGCCCACGACAACCCGGUGUGCACGCUGGUCUCCUCACACAACAUGCUCUUCAGCGGCUCCCUGAAGGCCAUCAAGGUGUGGGACAUUGUGGGCACCGAGCUGAAGCUGAAGAAGGAGCUCACUGGCCUCAACCACUGGGUGCGGGCCCUGGUGGCCGCCCAGAGCUACCUGUACAGCGGCUCCUACCAGACAAUCAAGAUCUGGGACAUCCGGACCCUCGACUGCAUCCACGUCCUGCAGACAUCUGGCGGCAGCGUCUACUCUAUUGCCGUGACGAAUCACCACAUUGUCUGUGGCACCUACGAGAACCUCAUCCACGUGUGGGACAUUGAGUCUAAGGAGCAGGUGCGGACCCUGACAGGACACGUUGGCACUGUGUACGCCCUGGCGGUCAUCUCAACGCCAGACCAGACCAAAGUCUUCAGCGCAUCCUAUGACCGGUCUCUCAGGGUCUGGAGUAUGGACAACAUGAUCUGCACGCAGACUCUGCUGCGUCACCAGGGCAGUGUGACUGCGCUGGCUGUGUCCCGGGGCCGGCUCUUCUCAGGAGCCGUGGACAGCACCGUGAAGGUGUGGACUUGCUAACAGAAUCCAGGCCAGGUCUUGGCUUCCUCUGGGCCUGACCUAGGCCUGUCCGAGUCCGGCGAGCCACAUGGCUGGUCUUGGGGUCUCUGCCUGCCCCAUGGGAACAGGCAGGCAGACUCAGCCAGGCAGACAGUGCCCUCCCUGCCCUGCGCCCAGUGAGCCUCCCUCUGCUUGGCCUUGUCAUCGUCACUGCCAGGACAGUGCCCAGCCCGUCUGGGUGCCAGGUACGACGCUCACCAGGCCCACCCUCCAUCCCCACUCCAGAUGGACUGUGGGCCUUUUUACUCACCUUUUCUACUGUUUUUAGACUGUAUAUAAAUUUGAUUACUUCCUGAUUGAAAUAAAAGCUGCACAGACUGUG
Molecule: messenger RNA, 2657 nt
Organism: Balaenoptera ricei (Rice's whale)
Lineage: Eukaryota; Metazoa; Chordata; Mammalia; Artiodactyla; Balaenopteridae
Gene: TRAF7
Product: TNF receptor associated factor 7
Exons: 21
Coding region: 284-2296 (670 amino acids)
Biological process (GO): Notch signaling pathway; ribosomal large subunit assembly
Cellular component (GO): nucleolus
Molecular function (GO): zinc ion binding; protein binding
Source: RefSeq, a predicted model, not a curated record